UGCGGGAAAUUUCAGAAAAGCAAGACAAGCUGAAAGGAUAAAACAAAGACCACUCAUCAAAGCACCCCCUAGAGCAGUAGGCCUUCAACAGGUGUCAGAAUUAGAGAGCUUGUUCAAACACAAAUAGCUGGAUUCCCUUCCAGAGUUUCUGAUUCAGUAUUUCUGGGGUGGGCCCCAAGAAUCUGCAUCCCUAACAGGUUCCCAGGUGAUGCUGGUGUUACUGAUCUGGGGACAGCCCUUUGAGAACCACUGACCUAGUGCAAAACACUGAUAACUUCAUAUAUGCAUAUAUAGUGUAUAUUUUUUAUUGUUUUUAUUAAAACACUGUUUCACCCUAUUGUAUAACCUGUCUUUUGUAUUCAACGAACUCCACUUUGUACAUGCAUUUUUCUGUACAUGUGCUUCCUGCUGCUACCGAGCUGGCCUAGAAAGCAAGGAAAGAGAUUGCUGACUAUCUGGCUGCUGGGAAGGGUGCAUGAGCUCAGAUCUGAGUGGAAGACAUUAUCCAAGAAGACUACCUCAUGGAGGCCAUGGAGAUCCUGGAACUAUAUUGUGAUCUGCUGCUGGCUUGGUUUAGCUUGAUCCAAGCCACAAAGGAACUGGAUUCUGGUCUCACUGAAUCUGUGUCUGCCCUAAUCUGGACAGCCCCACCCUCCAGUCGGAGGUAUCUAAUCAGCUGCGUGCAAAGUACAGCCAAGAAUAUGGCCAGCUGUGUUGAACCAACGAGAUUGGAACUGUCAGCUCUCAGCUCAUGUGAAAAUUAAAUGUGAGCACUCUACCCCAAGUUCUAGUAGAACAAUACCUGAUAGAAAUUGCUGAGAACUAUAAUGUGUCAUAUAAAUCCAAGGCAGCCAUUAUGAGCUCGACUUCUGCUGUCACAUGACCCUU
Lutra lutra (Eurasian river otter) is the source of this 888-nucleotide messenger RNA. Its product is annotated as IST1 homolog. Lineage: Eukaryota; Metazoa; Chordata; Mammalia; Carnivora; Mustelidae. Bases 522 to 764 code for a protein of 80 amino acids. The record is from RefSeq and is a predicted model, not a curated record. Gene Ontology annotation, biological process: protein transport. The transcript has 5 exons.